Dimorphilus gyrociliatus is the source of this 1213-nucleotide messenger RNA. The record is from the annotation of a GenBank genome assembly. Lineage: Eukaryota; Metazoa; Annelida; Polychaeta; Dinophilidae.
UCAGACUUGGUCAGUUGCAAUUAUGCCGAAGAAAGGAAUUCUUGAACGUCUUAGAGAUGGUGUUGUUGUAGGAGACGGAGGAUUUGUUUUCGCUCUCGAAAAGAGAGGAUACGUUAAAGCUGGGCCUUGGACACCCGAGGCAACUGUUGAAAAUCCAGAUGGUGUUCGUCAAUUGCACAGAGAAUUUUUAAACGCCGGAGCUGAUGUUAUGCAAGCUUUUACUUUCUACGCUAGCGAUGACAAGUUGGAAAAUAGAGGAAAUAAGGCUCAGUCCCAAUAUACAGGUGAGAAAAUUAAUAAAGCCGCUUGUGAUAUUGCCAGACAAGUGGCUAAUGAAGGAGACGCCUUGAUAUUGGGAGGUAUUUCUCAAACUCCCACCUAUUUGAGCGGUGACGGCAAAGCAGCUGUUCAAGAAAUUUUCCGUAAACAAGUGAAGGUUUUCGUCGACAACAAAGUAGAUUUCCUAUUAUGCGAAUACUUUGAGCAUAUAGAAGAGAUGGAAUGGGCUAUUUCUGUUUGUAAAGAAUCUGGACUACCUGUUGCUUCAACUAUGUGUAUUGGACCAGAAGGAGAUUUGCACAAUAUUAGCACGGCCGAAUGCGGUGUAAGAAUGGCAAAGGCAGGAGCAGAUAUUGUUGGUAUUAAUUGCCAUUUCGAUCCCCCUACCGUUCUUGAAGGUAUUAGAGAGAUGAAGAAAGGCUUGGAUGCUGCAGGUCUUAAACCUUUCUUGAUGAGUCAACCACUAGCCUUUAUGACUCCCGACUGUAAUAAACAAGGUUUCAUAGACUUACCAGAAUUUCCCUUCGCUCUUGAAUCAAGAAUAUGCACCCGCUGGGAUAUUCAAAAAUAUGCUAGAGAAGCGUAUGAAAUAGGUGUAAGAUAUAUUGGCGGCUGUUGCGGUUUCGAACCCUAUCAUAUUAGAGCUAUCUCGGAAGAGUUGGAGAAAGAGCGAGGAAAAUCUUGCAAUGCUUCAGAAAAGCACGAUAAAUGGGGUGAAGGUUUACGUCUUCACACGAAACCGUGGGUAAGAGCUAGAGCAAGAAAAGAUUAUUGGGAAAACUUGAAACCAGGUUCUGGUAGGCCGUUAUGCCCCUCUAUGUCGGAACCAGACGCCUGGGGUGUCACUGCUGGAGAUGAUAUUUUGAAGCAAAAGAAAGAUGUAACAACUGAUACUGAAAUUAAUCAAUUGAUAACCAAUCGUAAUAGAAAGUGA